UUGGAUUGUUUUCACAAAACGAAGGUUUUGGGACGUGUAGAAAAGUUUUCGAUAUAAAUAUUGGGCGACGCCAACGGAAAGGUAUCAUUGAUCACAGUGACUUCAGUGUAGACAUACAUACCCCUUUUCCAGUUUCAGCAUAAUGGCAUUCAAGUUCGUCGUAUUCCUGGCUUCGUUGGCCGUUGCCAGCGCUGGAUAUCUGGAAGCUCCAGUGUCGUAUGCUGCUCCCGUGGGUCACUACUCUCCAGCUUCGUCUGUGAGCUAUAGCACCAUCUCGCAGGCAGCUCCAGCCAAGACUGUGGCCUACGCUGCUCCGGCUACCUAUGCUCAUGCUGCUCCAGUUGCCACUUAUGCUCAUGCUGCACCAGUUGCCACCUAUGCCGCUCCAGUAGCCAAGGCCUACGCCUACUCUAGCCCAGCCGUCGGAGCCACCCACGAGAGCACCAUCCGCAGCCACGAUGCCACCAUCUCCCACCAGUCCAAGGCCAUCGACACCGCUUUCUCCAGCGUCCGCAAGUCUGACACCCGCAUCACCAACGAAGCCCCUAAGCUGGCGUAUGCUUCCUACGCCGCUCCAGCUGUCCACACUUCCUAUGCUGCUCCAGUAGCCGUCGCCAAGCAGGUCAGCUAUGCUGCCCCAGCCAUCCAGACCUACGCUCACGCUGCUCCAGCUAUCCAGACCUACUCCCACGCUGCCCCAGCCUACCAGACCUACUCCCACGCUGCCCCAGCUUACCAGACCUACGCCCAUGCUGCUCCAGUUGCCGUUGCCAAGCAGGUCAGCUAUGCCGCCCCAGCCAUCCAGACCUACGCUCAUGCUGCUCCAGCUAUCCAGACCUAUGCUCACGCUCCAGUAGCCGUCGCCAAGCAGGUCAGCUAUGCUGCCCCAGCUAUCCAGACCUAUGCCCAUGCCGCCCCAGCUGUGGCCACCUAUGCCCAUGCCGCCCCAGUUGUUUCCGCUCACUCCACCAAGACCCUGACCUACUCCCCAGCUGUUGAGGUCGCCCAUGUCAGCUACGACGGAACUCAUGCCCAUUAUGGCUGGUAAAUCGUUCCACACUGAGUCACUAACCAACGCCCCAAAAUCCCCUUUGUAACAGAUCUUGUACACACCCCCAUUCCCCUCUCCCACUUCCCCAACGAAACGUCCUAUUUAUUAGACUGUUGUUUUGUAUAAGUAACUCGUCCCAGAAGAGUUGCCCUCAAAUGUUCCUUCCCUUCAAUGGGAAGGCAUUCGCCAUCCUGAGGGCAUUUCUCCGAUUGUAAAAAGAAUAAAAAAACAUUAGACAAAACCAAAA
Aedes albopictus (Asian tiger mosquito) is the source of this 1298-nucleotide messenger RNA. Its product is annotated as larval/pupal cuticle protein H1C. The transcript is spliced from 2 exons. The coding region runs from base 143 to 1048 and encodes 301 amino acids. The record is from RefSeq and is a predicted model, not a curated record. Lineage: Eukaryota; Metazoa; Arthropoda; Insecta; Diptera; Culicidae.